AUGCCAAAAGGCAAAGCCAAGAGGCGUAACCCGCUACCGUACCACGGCUCUGCAGAGCCGUACGAGACUCACCAAGGCUCAUCACACAGACGUGGCGGUACGCACAAAGUACGCGAUGAGAACAAGACUGACUCCGUCUACGACAACUUGAACUACAAAGAGCUAGUCGAAACAGCAAAGGAGCGCAGUAUCUACCGCAAGGAUAUGAAGAAGGUAGAGAUGGCUUGGGCCUUGAAACACGACGACGAGAAUCGAAAGCGUGCUGAACAGGACGCCCGUAUUGCUCGGCAAAGGAAGCUGGAGGAGGCAAAGAAGGAAGAGGAGAGAAAGGCUGCGGAGAAGAAGGCCCAGCUCAUUGCUAAGCAAAAGAAAAGAAGAGAGAAAGAGGAGAGGAGAGAGCGCGACGAAAGCGUCAGUGACGACACUGUGAGUGAUCCCGACACUGAAGACGGUGAAGACGCAGGGAACGAGUACAACCGCGAGAGAUUCGGUGAGGCGCUCAGUGAGGAGUCAUGGGAUAGCAGUUCUUCAGAGUCUAGUGCUGCACCAGUAGACCUGAUCUACGAGCCUGGAUGCAGACUCCGCCUCUCCGAAUGGCCCAACCAGACCAUGCCAUCCGUCAAACCCGGGGGUUGGGAUUACAAAAGAUGGUGCCCGCUGCCCUUGCCCUGUCCCGUUCCUUAUGCACCUCUGAAGAUUACUACGAUGUACAGCAAGCAAAAGCUCAUAUUGCCAGGAGCGAAGUACCCGCCAAACGUCACCCCAGACUUCGUCCCCAUCCUUAACCCCUUGGUCCGAUCCGCAGCGCGUAACGGCCAUCUCCUUGGCCCGCUCCGCAAAGCCGUUGUCGAGAGAGGUACGGAUUGGGCUCAACGCACGCUCAUUCAGGGCUGCAACGGCCACAUGUACUUUCACCUUGGCUCUCGAAACGAAACGAAAGUCCUGGCCGAUACAUACAACAAGUGGUAUCUGGAAAACAGAAAGCUGCUGCGCGUCAAAGGGAAAGGCAAUGGUGACCCUAGCGAUCGCGCUGCACGCCACGCGCAACGGCAGAGGAAUAAGGCGAAGAUGACGGCGGAGGUGUAUGAAGCGUCGCAGUAUCGGCCGUUGGCUAUGUGCUAUGUGCCUGCUUAUUUGGGGUAUGGUGAGCUGGCUGGAGACGGUGUGGCGAAGAAGUGUUUGGAGAACUUGUUCUUCGUUAGGUUUCCUGGGUGCGAUGUACCACAUUAUUACUUCUGGGCGAGGGAGGGGGAGUGGGGCGAUCCUACGGUGGUGAAUCCGGCGUGGAGUGCUCAACAGUGGAAAGAGAAGGGCACUAUGGGCAUGGAAGAGAACGGGAAGAAAGGGGAAGGAUCGAGAAGAAGUCGGCCUGCUGGAACGCAGUUGGUGCGCGUCCGCAGGUCAUCUAUUGACCUUCCAUCCUGUCCACCAUUCCCGAAUCCAACAACCAUCACCGAAACCAUCUCACUAAUCGAGCACCAAAUCUACCGAAACGGCCUAACCGGAACCCUCACGCGCUACCGUCACAAGUGGGCUGCAAAUGGGAAACAACGUGCCUGGCAGACCUUCGCCGCAGCAUUGCCAAAGCUAUGGCCUAGUGGCGAGAUACCAAGUGUUCCACCCGUGCGUAGCGAACCUGGCGUGAAGCUUUCGGUUAAACUGGCUACGAUCGAUUGCUUGAAGGAAUAUGGCCAAACGCCGUUCAGUCCGUUGAAUGGGACUGAGGCGUGGACGAGGGAUGAUGAUCGGGUAUGGAGUGUGGUGGAGGUGGGUGUCGAGGAAGAGCUCGUGUCACCUGUCGCUUCGACCGAAGAAGACGAGGAUGAAGAUGAGGGCAAGGAUAGAGAAGAGGAGGCUGGUGAAAAUAUGGAAGACGAGGGCAACGAGGCAGACGAUGAGGCGUUGUAUCGCCGCGAUAGCGUUAUUUCCGUUCUGGAUUUCAUUGUGUCAGAUUCAGUUGUGGCUUGGCUAGAACAUGUCGAGGAUAGGUUUACGGUGUCGCCUACGCUAAGCGAACCGCUUUAUAGACAGACAGAGCUACGCGAGAGGGAAGAAAGACACCUGCUAGGUAGCAACAACUCGAGCGGUGGUCUUGCGGUCGUCGACGGCUUGUACUCGUUCUGCUACACACUGUAG
This is a messenger RNA of Alternaria infectoria, 2136 nucleotides long. RefSeq lists its product as uncharacterized. The transcript has a single exon. Lineage: Eukaryota; Fungi; Ascomycota; Dothideomycetes; Pleosporales; Pleosporaceae. The coding region runs from base 1 to 2136 and encodes 711 amino acids. The record is from RefSeq and is a predicted model, not a curated record.